AUGUUCAUUGGAAUUCCACAAAAGACAAGAUGCUCAACUGUGAGAACUCAUCACGCAGCAAGGGUCAACUCAUACCAGCAAGUAUCUGAUCUCUUGACAAAAUUCUGGGAUCAAGAAGAAGUUCCAGAUACUUCAGCCAGCCAACUCAGCCCAGAUGAUCAAUCUUGUGAAGAUCAUUAUGUUACGACUCAUUCAAGAGAUCAAGAUGGGCGAUAUGUUGUGAGAAUACCACUAAAAGCAUCACCAUCUCUUCUGGGCAACUCAUCAGUGAGAGCUCAUCAGUGUUUACGACGCAUGAUCAGACGACUCACAAGGAAUGACUCAUAUGCACAACUUUAUCACAACUUUAUGCAAGAAUAUGAGUCACUGAACCACAUGACACGAGCCAAGGCGAAUCUAGUCAACUCUCCAGUGUAUUAUUUGCCUCAUCAUGAUGUCUUAAGAGAAGACAGUAUUACUACAAAACUCCGUGUAGUAUUGAAUGGCUCUAGUCCAUCUUCUAGUGCAGACGUACUCAUUUGGAUCACGCAGCAUGAAUUUGUGUUUACAUCAGACAUCACAAAGAUGUACAGGCAGAUCAAAGUACAUCAAGAUGAUUGGGAUUUCCAGAGAAUCCUAUCAGCUCCAUUUCUGGCUGUUCGCACAAUGGUCCAGCUAGUAAAGGAUGAAGGUCAUAAAUUCCCUCUAGCUGUUGAUCCACUACUGAAAGGAAGAUGUGUGGACGAUAUUUUUGAAGGUGCUGACAUAGUGAGUCAACUUAUAGGUAUCUGA
Chelonus insularis is the source of this 771-nucleotide messenger RNA. RefSeq lists its product as uncharacterized. NCBI's taxonomy places the organism in Eukaryota, Metazoa, Arthropoda, Insecta, Hymenoptera, Braconidae. The record is from RefSeq and is a predicted model, not a curated record. The transcript is spliced from 2 exons. The coding region runs from base 1 to 771 and encodes 256 amino acids.